This is a messenger RNA of Oncorhynchus kisutch (coho salmon), 4079 nucleotides long. RefSeq names its product leucine-rich repeat-containing protein 24-like. The coding region runs from base 786 to 2708 and encodes 640 amino acids. The record is from RefSeq and is a predicted model, not a curated record. Gene Ontology annotation, molecular function: protein binding. The transcript has 8 exons. NCBI's taxonomy places the organism in Eukaryota, Metazoa, Chordata, Actinopteri, Salmoniformes, Salmonidae.
UACUUUACUACAGGUCUAUAUGAUUGUGUUGCAGCAGGCCCUACUUUACUACAGGUCUAUAUGAUGUGUUGCAGCAGGCCCUACUUAACUACAGGUCUUUAUGAUGUGUUGCAGCAGUCCCUACUUAACUACAGGCCUAUAUGAUGUGUUGCAGCAGGCUCUACUUUACUACAGGCCUAUAUUAUUGUGUUGCAGCAGGCCCUACUUUACUAUAUGAUAAGUUGCAGCAGGCCCUACUUAACUAUAGGUCUAUAUGAUUGUGUUGCAGCAGGCCCUACUUUACUACAGGUCUAUAUGAUUGUGUUGCAGCAGGCCCUACUUUACUACAGGUCUAUAUGAUUGUGCUGCAGCAGGCCCUACUUUACUACAGGUCUAUAUGAUUGUGUUGCAGCAGGCCCUACUUUACUACAGGUCUAUAUGAUGUGUUGCAGCAGGCCCUACUUAACUACAGGUCUUUAUGAUGUGUUGCAGCAGGCCCUACUUAACUAUAUUAUGUGUUGCAGCACUAGAACCCAAUCACCAUUCACUCUCCUCCCUUUCUUUUCUCUCCUCCUUUUCUCUUCUCUCCUCUCUUUCGCGACAGCCUGCCCCGGCCAAACCCUCCUCUAACCGGCUGACGCUGGGCCAAUUCUGCGCCGCCCUAUGGGACUCCCGAUCACGGCCGGUUGUGAUAUAGCCCGGGAUCGAACCAGAGUCUGUAGUGACGCCUCUAGCACUGAGAUGCAGUUCCUUAGACCACAGGGCCACUCGGAAGCCUAUAUACUGCAUCACUAGAAACAAGUGUGAUGGUUCUCCUUCAGUUCCCCGGGCUGCGCCUGCUUCUCCCCCUCCUCCUCUCCUCCUCCUCCUCUCCUCUCAGUGUGAUGGUUCUCCUUCAGUUCCCCGGGCUGCCCCUGCUCCUCCUCCCCCUCCUCCUCCCCCUGUCCUGUGAUGCCUGUCCAUCAGGAUGUCACUGCUACAGCCUGACUGUAGAGUGUGGAUCUCUAGGACUCAGAGAGAUCCCACAGAGAGUUCCUGACACAACACAGACCGUAUUCCUGCAGGAUAAUGCUAUUGUCCACAUCCGUCGUUUGGACCUGUCAGGGCUGGACCGGCUGCUCUACCUCUACCUGCAGAACAACAGCAUCUCAGCCUUGGAGCCUGGGGCUUUCCUGGCUCAGGGCCCGCUGAUAGAGUUAGCCCUCAAUGGGAACCUCAUCCACCUGCUAACCCCCGACACCUUCACCGGCCUGGUCCACCUCCGCAUCCUCUAUCUGGCGGCCAAUCAGAUCACACGGCUGCAUGAUCACACCUUUACUGGGCUGCAGAGUCUACAGGAGCUACACCUCCAGGAGAACAGUAUAGAGGUGCUGGGUGACCAAGCUCUGGCUGGACUCUCCUCCCUGGCUCUCCUGGACCUCAGCAGGAACCAGCUCCACACCCUCGGACCAGCCUCCCUACAGCCCCUCGUCAGCCUGCAGGUCCUCAGAGUCACAGAGAACCCGUGGCGGUGCGACUGUGCGCUCCAGUGGCUGAGGUCGUGGAUCGAUGCUGAGGGUCAGAGGUUUCUGAGCUGGUCAGAGCGUCGUCUGCUGUGUGCCGAACCCCCCCGCCUGGCCUACCUCAGUCUGCUGGAGGUGGCAGCUAACAGCCUGGUGUGUAUCCCUCCUGUGUUACACCUGGAGCCCAGCCAUCUCACCGUGCAGCUGGGAGAGAGUCUCAGAGUGGCCUGUCAGGCCUCUGGAUACCCCCGGCCCCUGGUCACCUGGAGAAAGAUCUCAAUGGGCAGGGCACUGCUAGGACCCAGAGGACUGCUGCAGGAGCUGGGAGGAGAGGGGGUGAAGAGGAGACAGGAGCUGGGAGGAGAGGGGGUGAAGAGGAGACAGGGGCUGGGAGGAGAGGGGGUGAAGAGGAGACAGGAGCUGGGAGGAGAGGGGAUGAAGAGGAGACAGGAGCUGGGAGGAGAGGGGAUGAAGAGGAGACAGGAGCUGGGAGGAGAGGGGGACAUGAGGAGACAGGAAAGAGGAGGAGGGGUAGCAAGGGAUGUGCGGGGGCCAGUUGGUGUGGCGACAGAGGAGGAAGUGGAGGGGGGAGAGAGGGAGAGCUUCGACCCAGACACAGGAAGUGGAAUGCUGUACCUAAGCAAUGUGACGGUGGCUCACGCCGGGCACUACGUGUGCGAGGCCUUGAACCCUGGGGGCGUGGCCCAUAUGACCUUUCACCUCGCCAUCAACAUGACAUCAUCAACCGCACUCUGGCCUCGGCUGCACUCCGCCUCGUCGUCCCUCUACCUGGGGGAGGUGGUCGGGGUCAGCCAAGAGCCCCUGUACGAGGUGGGCAGUAUGGACUUCUCGGCUCUGGGCCCGGCCACUCAGACAGUCAUCGCAGUGAGCAUCUCUCUGCUGGUUCUGAUUGUUCUGCUUCUACUGCUUAUGAUCUACAGUCGCCAGCAGCAACACAAACAGCCAUUCUGCAGCAGUAGUAGAAGCAGCAGUAAGGAAGAGAGGAUCCUGUACGUUAAUAACUACUCAGACGGCCCCACCAUCUUCUCUCAGCUGGAAGAGAACCGUGAAGACGCUGGACACGAGAGGUACAUCCUCAACUGCUCCUGCCCCGGCUCCGCCCUGCCAACACAUGCAGGGCUCCUAGCCAAUCAGCAGGGGGUGCUGGUACGACAGGAAGGUAUUCAUGCCCAGGUUAGGAAGAUGGUCUACGAGAUCCACUGCUGAGAGGAGAUCCAGUGCUGAGAGGAGAUCCACUACUGAGAGGAGAUCCACUGAGGGGAGAGAUCCACUGCUGAGAGGAGAUCCACUGAGGGGAGAGAUCCACUACUGAGAGGAGAUUCACUGAGGGGAGAGAUCCACUACUGAGAGGAGAUCAACUGAGGGGAGAGAUCCACUACUGAGAGGAGAUCCACUGAGGGGAGAGAUCCAUGGAAAGGGAUAGUUAAGAGGAAUAUAUAUAGUGCUGAGAGUAGAUUUUUAAAGAGAUGUGACGGUUUCUCUCUAAACACACCCUGAAGAAUGGUUAACUCCACAGAAUAAAUAAUGGUUAACUCCACAGAAUAAAGAAUGGUUAACUCCACAGAAUAAAUAAAUGCUCUGGAAAGAGAUUCUCGUCCUGAGAUCUGCUUUAUUGGCCAGGGACAGUACGUUAGUGAGUAAUAUACUCUGAAGCCGAGGAUGGUUUAUACUCUACCGUCUACACACACCAUCCUAUAUAACUACUAUCCUAUAUAACCACUGUCUAUACACACACCAUCCUAUAUAACUACUAUCUAUAGACACACCAUCCUAUAUAACUACUGUCUAUAGACACCAUCCUAUAUAACUACUGUCUAUACACACACCAUCCUAUAUAACUACUAUCCUAUAUAACCACUGUCUAUAGACACACCAUCCUAUAUAACUACUGUCUAUAGACACACCAUCCUAUAUAACUACUGUCUAUACACACACCAUCCUAUAUAACUACUGUCUAUACACACACCAUCCUAUAUAACUACUAUCCUAUAUAACCACUGUCUAUAGACACACCAUCCUAUAUAACUACUGUCUAUAGACACACCAUCCUAUAUAACUACUGUCUAUACACACACCAUCCUAUAUAACUACUAUCCUAUAUAACUACUGUCUAUACACACCAUCCUAUAUAACUACUGUCUAUAGACACCAUCCUAUAUAAUUACUGUCUAUACUGUCAAUACACACCAUCCUAUAUAACUACUGUCUAUACUGUCUAUACACACCAUCCUAGAUAACUACUGUCUAUACAGUCGUCAUGACGUUGGCCUGUUGGGGGAGGUUUAUGACCCCCAUAAAUACCUUUCUCCAUUUUCUUCUCUCUACUCUACCAAUGUGACUAUUGAAAAUAAUUUUGUUAACAUAGAGAGUCUGGUGACAUCAAACCUAUUUCGGUAAUCCAACCAGUUGAAAAUAUGCGUUGGUACUUAAUGAAUAUGAUGUCAGAUCAGUUGGUGCCUGAGACAUUACUGAUAUUAGGACAUCAACUGUAUCUUGGAAAGUCUACACAUUCUAGUUAUCAGAUUUACAUGGAAUUGUUGUGCAAUUUAAAUGUUUAAAUAUUAAACUAUUUGUGAA